AUUUUUAAAUUUCUUUUUCUUUGGGGAUUGGCCACUUCCAUUUUCUGCUUCCUUGCAAAUGAUGGUGUUGUUAAUUGCAAAGUGUUGUCGUAGGAUCAAGUCACUGCCUAUUGUUCAUACCCAUCUCUGUGUUCUUUGUUUCUCCUUUCUGGUUGUUGCUGGUAAUCAUCUCUGGGUACUGUCCUUCGCCAAUCUGCAAUAAACAAACCAGGAUUUUCCGCUUGGCUGAUCUUGAAAUCCACUGUUAUGUCCUGCCAUCACUUUCUCAAACCCAAUUUCGAUAUGCCCAUGACACCGAGACCUUGUUUGGUUCACCUUGGAAUGUGGUAUGGUAAUGGAAUGCCAUUCCAAACCAUGUUUGGACGGAUUCAUCAACAUGGACUAAAAUCACCCGAGAACUGGAUUCCCCUAAAGUUGCGGAAUUUAACUAUUCGGGUAGAGCUGAUAUGGCGAUCCCGGGGAAAAAGAAAUAACUAGCGAAUUCAACCGACUCGUGAAGUGGUGAGCUUCAUUCAUCAUCGUCACGACCCCCACCCCCGCCGCAAGCUUGGCCAAGGUACCGUUACUCCAUUCGCUAUCAUGAUUGGAUCUUUGUCUAGGACAAAGCAAAGAUAAGAACGAGUAUCACGAUAGCUUGAGUAGAGCCAUUGUCGGAAUAAUUAAGCACAUAAGACAUGGCAAGCACUGAGCAUCCAAAGAGAAGAGUGGCAUUCGUGCUGAUUGAUGGUGUAGGCGAUGUGUCUCUGCCAAGGUUUGGGUACAAGACUCCUCUCCAAGCAGCUAGAGUGCCUCAUUUGGAUGCCAUUGCGUCCGCCGGUGUGAACGGUCUCAUGGACCCUGUUGAAGUAGGAUUGGGUUGCGGAAGUGAUACCGCUCAUCUUUCCUUGUUGGGUUAUGACCCGAGAGUGUAUUACCGAGGCCGUGGCGCGUUCGAGUCCAUGGGCGCGGGAUUAGCGAUGUCGCCAGGUGAUAUUGCAUUUAAGUCGAAUUUUGCAACCUUGGAUGAGAAAACUGGAAUAGUCAUCAGUAGGAGGGCUGACAGACAUUUUGAAGAAGAAGGGCCCAUUCUUUGUUCCGCACUGGAUGGGAUGAAGCUUCCGUCUUUUCCCGAGUAUGAAGUCAGAGUCAGAUAUGCAACUGAGCACAGGUGUGGGGUGGUUGUAAAGGGUCCAAAGCUGAGCGGGAAUAUAUCUGGGACUGAUCCAUUGAAGGACAAUCGCUUACUUUUGCAAGUUGAGCCUUUAGAUGAUACUCAAGAAGCAAGGCAUACUGCUGCCGUUGUUAAUGAGUUAUCCAAGGAAAUUUCUCGCAUUUUAAUUUCUCAUCCAUUGAAUGCAAAAAGAGCGGCAGAAGGGAAAAACAUUGCAAAUGUUGUCCUGCUAAGAGGUUGUGGGAUAAGAAUUGAGGUUCUUCCAUUUGUCAAGAAACAUGGUUUGCAGCCGUGCAUGGUAGCUCCCACAAAAAUCAUAGCUGGUCUGGGACUAUCACUUGAUAUUGAUAUCCUACAAGCUCCAGGAGCAACUGGAGAUUAUCGGACGCUUUUGACAUCCAAAGUAUCUGCAAUUGCUAGUGCACUCUCAGCUCCUAUGCAUGCUCCUCCAAAAGUUUUCGUACCAGGGGAGGAUGUGGACAAACCAGGUCGACCAAAUGGCUAUGAUUUUGGUUUCCUCCAUAUUAAGGCAAUAGAUGAUGCUGGCCAUGACAAGGCAAGCGUUUUCAAAGUAAAAGGCUUGGAAUCUGUGGACCGAGCUAUUGGGCAACUAGCCAGACUACUUUGGCAAGUGGAAUCAACCGGGAAAUUUCAGUACGCCCUUUGUGUGACUGGGGAUCACUCUACACCAGUUGAAUAUGGAGAUCACAGCUUUGAACCCGUUCCAUUCGCGAUAUGUUGGUUGAAGGACCUUGUCGGUGCUGUAGGUGGUGACUCGGUUCUUGCCAAAACUUCUCUCGAUCCCUUUCCCCUUCCUAGUGUUAAUGGUGGAGAAGACUUGGACGUUGUGGCUAUGCAAAAAGAGGGAGGGACCAAUCGAGCAAGAGCCUUUAACGGCGACUCUGUCUACGAGUUCAGUGAGAUUGCGGCGGCGAGUGGAUGUCUCGGGCGCUUUCCAGGAGGAGAGAUGAUGGGGAUAGUGAAGUCAUUUCUGACACCGAAUGCUUGACUUCCAUUUUCUGAUUGAGGAAUAACAUGGCCUUCAGGGCCCUCUGUACCCACUUGUGAUAUACUAACAGGCCAAUCUGAUCUGGGGAUUCUUUUAAACAUUGACGAAAGCCUCAUCUUCUGUUGUUUAUUGAA
Molecule: messenger RNA, 2293 nt
Organism: Rhodamnia argentea
Lineage: Eukaryota; Viridiplantae; Streptophyta; Magnoliopsida; Myrtales; Myrtaceae
Product: probable 2,3-bisphosphoglycerate-independent phosphoglycerate mutase
Exons: 6
Coding region: 675-2159 (494 amino acids)
Molecular function (GO): metal ion binding
Source: RefSeq, a predicted model, not a curated record